ACACCAAAUAGAAGCCAAUAGUCUAUUCUUAGUUCAAAACCAAAAUUGUUGAGGUAGUGAAUUGUCCUUCAAAAUACAAGUGUUACAUUCCACAAAAUGCAGCAAACCAAAUAGUGGCAUAGCUUGCAGAUUGGCAUAAAAAUUUAGCCCCAUUAUUUGUAAUAAAACCGUUGACUAAAGCUAGUUAGCAUUUAGCAAGAAUUGGUCCUAUGUCCAUACUUCAUAAGGAGAAAGCAAAAGUAAAAAAUUGUAAGAAAACAUGUGAAAUUUGUCCUGAAUUAGCGCCUGACGUGACACAUGCCAGAUAAAAGAGCCUUAUGUGGCCUUCGAUUCUGCAAAGGAUGGCAAGCAAUGCAAACUUCCACAAAAUAUAGUCUCCUUGUUUUUGUCGCAUUUCUUGAUAUUGCAGGAAAUUGUGGCAGGAAAUUGUGGAUAAAUGAGACUGAUGGGGUCACUGAUGGGGUCACAAUUAUAGUGGCGGACACUCAAAAACCUUGACAUUGUGGCCAAAAUCACAGUCACAAACUGUUUUUUAAAACCUUAAACCUUUUAAAACAGCUCAUCGCUCACAAAAAGUUCUAGAAAGGGAGCUCCGUGGUCAAAUAUUUACCUUACAAUCGUAUCUUUUAUGAGGCUUUUAAACUUGAAUUAAUUAAAGGGAUGGAAACCAUUGGUUCUGUGGAUGACCUCUUGGAUUUUUCAUCAGACAUAGGCGAGGAAGAUGAUUACGAUGACAAACCUAGGAAAGCCUGUCCUUCACUUAACUCAAAAUGCGCCGGCCCAUCAUUGUUUAACCCAUUGGUCCAGGUUGAUCCAAACCAUUCAUUUUCUGAGUUUGCAGAAGAGGAGCUUGAAUGGCUAUCCAACAAAGAUGCAUUUCCUUCUGUUGAAACGUUUGUCGACCUAUCAUCUAUUCAACCCGGCACAAUCAAGAACCAAAAAUCAGCCCCAGUACUUGAGUGUAGCACAGGCAGUAGCAACAGUAAUAACAGCACUAACAGUAUUUCCCUCCUAAACAGCUGUGAUCACCUGAAGGUCCCAGUCCGUGCACGGAGCAAGAGUCGCAGUAGGCAUCGCCCUGGCCUUGCUGAGAAUUCUAGUCAGCAAGUCUGGUGGAGACAGCCAAGUAAUGGAACUUCCAAAGCAGAUGAAGGGAUGAAAAUCUCAUCCAUCGGUAGAAAAUGUCAGCACUGUGGAGCUGAAAAAACUCCACAAUGGCGGGCAGGUCCCUCUGGUCCAAAAACACUUUGUAAUGCAUGUGGGGUUAGGUUCAAGUCUGGGCGGCUUGUGCCUGAAUACCGUCCUGCAAGUAGCCCAACUUUUCAUAGUGAUUUGCAUUCUAAUUCCCACAGGAAGAUAGUAGAGAUGAGGAGGCAGAAGCAAAUGGGAAUGGGAUAAAUGCAAAGUAGUAGUGAGCAGUAUUUUUAGCAUUCAGCAUGCUAGGACUUAGAGAUUUGAUUUUCUUUUCGAUUUUGAUUUAUUCUAAUUUAAUUUUUCGUCCAUUUUUGCUAUGGGAUGGUUUUAGACGGGGCAGUGAAAAUUCUUGAUUGAAAAUGAAUUUAGGGAGGUCUUAAUCAUUUGUCUUUGUUAUGCUUAAAAGAAGGAGCCAAUUUGGGAUCUUUUGAUUUGGCUAUUUUUUUAUGGUUGUAACAUGUAGUGUGAUUGGAGAUGUGGGAGAAGGUAAGUUGCUGGAAUGAUGAUUAUGGUCCCUUUUCCAGAGAGAAGCUCUGAUGCUUAUCUGAACUAAUUCUAAACUUUUAUGACAGUAGUGGUGUAGUUGAUUGUUGAGGAAUUAUGACUCCAUUCAAGGAGUGAUGACAUCAUUCAUGUAUUUGAAGGAAGAAAAGAUAAAAUGCUGUCUUAUCUUUAGAUGUAGAGACAGGUAUGUUCUUUAUUAUUUGAUCCUCCUUCUAAGGAGCUCAAGAUGUAUGCAACAAAAUUUGUAUUAAUCAAGCCUUGACUAAUUGGUGGCUGCAUGUAAUCUUUUUGUCUCAUUGUCUUGGUUACAACUGCAAACAUGGAUACAGUUCAUUUUUGGUUAUAACUUGCAAGUUGCUCUUAUAUGUUUGAUCCUUUA
Molecule: messenger RNA, 2077 nt
Organism: Glycine soja
Lineage: Eukaryota; Viridiplantae; Streptophyta; Magnoliopsida; Fabales; Fabaceae
Product: GATA transcription factor 1-like
Exons: 3
Coding region: 661-1398 (245 amino acids)
Biological process (GO): regulation of DNA-templated transcription
Molecular function (GO): sequence-specific DNA binding; zinc ion binding
Source: RefSeq, a predicted model, not a curated record